Messenger RNA from Aspergillus versicolor CBS 583.65, 525 nucleotides. Its product is annotated as 2,4'-dihydroxyacetophenone dioxygenase family protein. The transcript has a single exon. The record is from RefSeq and is a predicted model, not a curated record. NCBI's taxonomy places the organism in Eukaryota, Fungi, Ascomycota, Eurotiomycetes, Eurotiales, Aspergillaceae. The coding region runs from base 1 to 525 and encodes 174 amino acids.
AUGGAAAAAGGUGACCUCUCCAAAGCCGCAUACAGAGGCGCAAAACUCCCCUCUGUGCCCGAGGAUCUUGUGGUCUCUGGUGUUCUUGAUCUCGAAUGCGACGAGCGCCUCUGGGUCCCACAGGCCAAAGACGUCUGGUUCCGGCCGCUGUGUUUCAAUGUCUCGCACGGCUACUUUGUUAAUAUCCUUCGCGUGCGCAAGAGCGGCAUUCUCUCGAGGCACAGACACACCGGUCCUGUACAUGCAACGGUUCUGCGAGGACGCUGGCAUUAUCUCGAACACGAUUGGUGGGCUGAUGAAGGUGGUUACGCAUUUGAACCCCCUGGCGAUAUCCAUACACUUGAGGUGCCGGAGGGGGUAGAAGAGAUGGUCACAUUGUUCCAUGUAACGGGGGCUUAUAUUUACGUUGAUGUAGACGGGGUUGCAUUAGGGAUUGAAGACGUGUUUAGCAAGUUGCAGGCGGCGAGGAAACAUUACGAGCAGGUGGGAUUGGGCGCAGACUUUGCGGACCAGUUUGUACGGUAA